Menidia menidia (Atlantic silverside) is the source of this 3834-nucleotide messenger RNA. The record is from the annotation of a GenBank genome assembly. NCBI's taxonomy places the organism in Eukaryota, Metazoa, Chordata, Actinopteri, Atheriniformes, Atherinopsidae.
CUGACGGAUCAGCUCAGUCGUCGACAGGUCAGAGUUUACCAGCUCUACAGCCGCACCAGCGGGAAACAUGUCCAGAUACAGGGCAAAAGAGUCACCGCCACCGCCGAGGAUGGGAAUUUAUACGCUCGCCUGUUUGUGGAGACGGACACCUUUGGGAGUCGAGUGAGAAUAAGAGGUGCAGAAAGUGGCCGCUUCCUCUGCAUGAACCGGAAGGGGAAACUUGUUGGAAAGAACAAUGGUCAAACUUUAAAGAUGUUCGGCGGGGACGACGAAGACGGGGACUUUUUGUCACCCACGGGAGGAGCCAAGUUGGCUUCCCUUUUUGGAUUAGACAAGGAAACUAGUCAGGGGAACGAGUCUUUCCAGUACACUGCACCAAAACAGCCCAGAAAGAGCUCCAAUCCAGCCAAUCAGAAACCAGCCCCGACACCGAGUGCUCCUGCAGUGUUAUUUGUCUCAGCGGUUCAAGCCUUCAGAUACAUUAACGGACAAUAUGUGAAGCAAGGAAAGCUGGGAGCAGCUGUGCUGGGCAACCACUCAACAAAAGAGUACAAACUUCUCCUGUACUUGAGUCAACAGAAACAAGUGGCCGCUGCCAAGAUUCAUAUGGGCUUUAUUUUCACGGUUCAGCCAAACAAUUACUGCACUUUUUACGAUGACCAGCGGCAGAACUGGUCCCUGAUGUUUGAAUCGGAGAAAAACGCAUUGGACUUCUGCAAAGAGGUAUGUUUGGCUAAAGCAAACAGCUCCUCCUCCUUGAAUUCUGUGGUGGCUCAGGAUCUGAUUCUUGGUGAAGGCCAAGCCGUGGAGACGGGAGAUUCUCUGGAGGUGGUGUACACAGGCUGGCUCUUGCAGAACCACGCGAUUGGACAGAUAUUUGACUCCAACCAGAACAAAGACAAGUUGCUGAGACUUAAAAUCGGAGCUGGAAAAGUGAUUAAAGGAUGGGAGGAAGGUAUGCUUGGGAUGAAGAAGGGAGGCCGUCGACUCAUUAUCAUCCCACCCAGUCUAGCUUAUGGAUCCAAGGAAAUACCUAAUCAAGUACCGGCUAACAGCACACUUAUCUUUGAAGCAGAGCUACGACGGGUGAAAUAUUCCAAAGACAGUGCUUCUGAUCAGGGGAGUGCCAGCUCCAGAGACUCCGCUGCUCCUUCUCCUGCUCCCAGUGUGGAAAGUCUCAUUUCAGAAGCCCCAGUGCCGACAACUGCUUCUGGUCCAGGCAGACCAGGGGAGCCGCCACUUCGUGCAAAGUCAAACUCUCUGAACGAACAGUUUGCUAAUCCAGACGCCACUAAAGCCAAGCUAAUUUCUCGCAUGGCUAAGAUGGGUCAGCCCAUGCUACCAUUUCUGACCGGAGCAGCCAACCAUCCAGAAUCCAGUGACUCUGAAUUUGAGGAUACAAGUGGGAACAGAGGAAUGGACGGUCUAAUGGCUUCAUCUGCAAUGCACAUCCCAGCAAAUGCUCCACCUUCUGCACACGUACAUCCUCACCCCCACACGGCUCCGACCUCGGCCUUACUUCCUGUUAUGGCCUCUGUUUGCUCCCAGUCUGGACUGCCAGGCAUGAACCAUGCCUUUCAGCCUCAGAUGCAGCCUGUCCCACAGGCCUACCCUGCACAGACAGUCCCAUACAUGGGUUCUGGUGAUGUGACUUCCUUCUUGAUGACCGAAGCAAGGCAACACAACACAGAAAUCCGCUUAGCGGUGGGAAAAGUGUCGGAUAAAGUGGAUCAACUAGCCACAAAGAUCGAUGAUCUUCAAAGGCAGGGAAAUAAUUCUUUGAGUAUGUCAAGUAUGUCAAUGGAAACUUCUAUGAUCAUGCACAGUGUUCAAAGAAUUGUCCAGGAAAAUGAAUGUUUGAAGAAGGAAGUUUUUGAAAAGAGUUCUCGCAUUGAAGAGCAAAACCAUAAGAUUGGGGAUCUCAUCAACCAAAACCAGAGGUAUAUGGAGCAGAGUCACCUGCUUCUGGAGCAGAGGAACGACUCCCUCAAGUCCUCCUGUGAACAGAACCAGGCAAGACUGCUGCAAGCUGAACAGGACAAGGUCCAUCUGACCGAGGAACUGGCUUCAUCUACAGCCCGGGUGUCUCAGCUACAGCUUGAGGCUUCAGGUCUCCAGCAAAAAGUUUUGGAGCUGCAGGGUAAACUUGGCUGUGCCCUGGAAGACAGUGAGAGCCACUGCAAACGCAUCGCCUCUCUGGAAACACAGCUACAAGAUGUGCAGGAGGGGGCAGAGAAGGUCCAGACUCAGUACCGCACAGAGAGGCAAAGACGCAAAGAGAUGGAGCAGAAAGUCAACAUCAUGGAAGAGGAGCUGCAGGACCUUAAAAGUGACAAAGAGAGUCUGGAGUGGACUCUUUCAGAGAGGAAGAAGAAAUGGCAGGCAGAGCGACAGCACUGGGAAGAGGAAAUGAAGGAGCUCCGGAAGAACAGUCAGCAAGAGCUGGACAACCUUCGAGCUCGUCUUCGCCAGACCAGAACCAGCAACGACAACGCCGCGUCUGAACAGCUGUCUCAGUUACAGGUGGAACUCGAGGAGGAGUGGAAGGGGAAGUGCGAGCAGACUUUGGCUUUGGCUAAAGAGGAGCAUAGCCGAGAACUGCAUGGACUAACCGAACAGAGGGAUGCUCUGCAGGACAAGCUAACUCAGCUGCAAGAGAAGUUUAUGGUUCUGAAGCAGUCAAGAAAUUCAGAAGAACAGAAUUCGCUACAUCUCAGCAAGCAAAGUGAAGAACUGCAAGCUCUUCAGGAAAAAUACACAGCUUUAGAGAAGCAGGGAGCAGCUGUCAGACAGAAACUGGAAAAACAAGUGGAGGAGCUGGAGAGAAAAGUGGAGGAGCAGGGGAGUUCAGGGGACACUGAGGCCGAGGUGAAGCGUGUGAUGAAUGGAGUGUUUCAUUCUCUGCGAGCCGAAUUUGACCUCAGUGAAUCUUACAGUGGCCAAGCUGUGUUGGCGGUGAUCGUCACGACCAUUAAAAAUGUAACUCUUCAAUUGCUCAGUGGGAUCGAUAAAGCUUCACCGAGACCAAAUAACAAGGAAGACAGAGCAGAAGAAGUGAAAGAAGAGGAAAGAGAACCCGUGAAACAAGGGGAGAAGAAACCUGAUCAGACCGUACACGCGAAUGGACAACAAGAAGCAACACAGGAAGAAGAAGAAGAAGAAGAAGAAGAAGAGAAACGUGUGGAAGAUGCCAACUCUGGCCAAACCGAUGAGGCUCAGAUGAUUCAGGAAGUCCCAGCAGAGGAGAAAACGGCGCCUGAAUCGAAGGCAUUAACUCCAAUGGAAGAUCUAGAGGCAAGCGAUCCUCACAAGGAUGUGAGCAGGGAACCUUUACCACAGGAACCUGAAACAGUAGCUGUAGAGUCUGUAGUAGCACAAAAGCAAGAACAACAGUCUGCUUCUGACUCUUGUAUGGAGAAAAAAGACUCAAACAAGCUGUCGGAUAAACAUAAAGAUGAAUUACCAGAAGAGAGUUCAGUGUCCAAAGAUGGUCAAGAAAGAAAUGCUACAGUGACCAGCGUGGAGAACGUAGAGCGCGUGGAGGAUAGGGGGAACGUAGGGGAAACCAAUUCGGUUUCUCAGAAGGCCUUUGGACCCCCAGCCAACCCCCCUCCACCACCAGAUGUCCUCCAGAACAUGCCCGCAGAAGACACAAGGAGAGUUGUGAAGGAUAAUGGAGAGGAGCCAUUUCUCCCGCCCUCAACUCCUUCUAAAGCCCCUUCUGCACGCACAGAGGAGGAAGAUGAGGAUGAGAUGAGCCUGAAGGGCCGUCCACCACCUACCCCUCUUUUUGGUGAUGAAGAGGACGACGAAGAUCUGGACUGGCUAAACUGA